UUGAGAGCGGAUAUUUGUCAUAGUGUGUAAUGCAUUUAUUCAUGGUUAUAAUUCAUCUUAAUGUUGAUAAACCCACAUAAACCACAAGUGUGUGUUUCUUAAAGAUUAACACACAUUGUUAAAAAUUCCGACAUUGAGAGAGGACACAGUUUUAAAACAGAGAAAAACAAAGGGAAAUUCAUUGCCAGGCUGGAAAAUUUACCUCGGCCGCCCUCUACGAAGAAGAGCUAUAUUCAAAUCGAGCGCCAUUUGACGUACAUCAAGUCUGAGGCUUUGAAAUUUGAUCCGGCGCACUAUACUUCACUCAGACUCCUUCACUUCUAACAGGUCAACAACAUGGAGCAGGGACAGCAAAGACUGAGAAUUACCCUCGCCAGGCCGGACAGUGGGGUGCCCUGGGGGUUCAGGCUUCAGGGUGGGGCCGAUUUCACCACACCCCUCUCAAUUCAGCUGGUGAACCCUGGCAGUGUGGCAGAACGCUGUGGUCUGCACCCUGGGGAUGCCGUGCUGCAGAUUAAUGGUCAGAAUGCUGACUACAUGGAACAUGAACAGGCCAAGAAGGAGAUCGUCAGGGCAGGGAACCAGGUAGAAUUUAUAGUAGAAAGAGGUGGGGUUAGAAUUUGGAAACCCAAAGUCACGCCCAUGUCUGAACUGCGACCUGGGGAGCUGCAGACCCAUGGCGUUCCUAAUGAACCAGCUCCUAUACAGAGGACAUCACUGGCACACCAUGAAAUACAGGGUCCCAGCACUAUUGGUGUUGCUCAUAACCGUGCUGCCCGUCCGUUUGGUGCCUCCAACCUGAACCAGCCCCCCUCUGGGUACAAGCCAGGGGUGGUCCACUCCCAGUUCAACACCCCCAUUGGUCUGUACUCUGCAGACAACAUUGCCGACACCUUUGUAUCCCAGACUGCAGCCAUGUCAGACCUAGAUAUCAAUGAUCAGGCAGAUGGCAAUUUUCCACCUCCACCACCACCAAUUGCAGCCCCAGCCCCAGCUCCAGCCCCAUCCCAGCAUUCAUCAGCAACAUGGCGGCCGCCUUCUCAGACUCCGCAGGCACCACCUGUGAAGAUACAGCCAGCACAAUAUCCUCCUCCUCCUCCCUCUCAAAAACUUUACACAGGGGCACCACCCCCGGCACCACCAGCUCCUCCAGCACCACCAGCUCCAAGUGGUUCCAGAGCACAUGUGGUCUCAAAAGUGGCGCCACCUUCAGCACAGCCUGUAAAAGUUGCUGGAAUUGCACCAAAGGCGGCACCUGAACACGUAAAUGGAAAUCACAAAAAAGGCGAAGAAAAUGGCAACCAUAAUUUGCCAGCAGAUGCCCCCCCUGAGAUCUCGCCCACUUUGUUAGCAUUGCAGGAGGAGCUGAAGGCCCAGCAGAGAGGAGAACAGGAGGUGUUUAAAGGUUUGGGGAUGUCCAAUACAGAGAAUCACCAAUCACGAUCAUUCCGCUUGUUGAAGGAGGAUUUAGACAGUGGUGGAACAGCUGUUGUUCAAAGAGUUCAUUAUGUGCCUGCACAUCAUGAACAUGAACAUGAAGAAGAGGGUCAGUCAGUCCCGGGUAUGCGCUCUGUGAAAGCCCCCCAGACCAGAGCCCCUGGUGCGCCGACUCAGCAAUCUGGCGAAGCUUGCGCCAUUUGUGGCAUGCUGGUCACAGGAGUGUUUGUUAAAGUGAGAGGCAAGCCCCUCCAUGCUGACUGCUUUAGGUGUGACGAAUGCAGGAAGAGUUUAAAAAAUCAAGGUUAUUUCUGGAUUAAUGACCGUAUGUAUUGUGAGGAACAUGCCAAGAAGUUGACCCAGCCCCCUGACCCUGACCUGGUAGCAGUCCCCAUCUACAGAUAAACACUUAUUCGGAACAUAAAAAUGUUUCUUGUGUCAAGAUGGAAGCUGUGUGAACUUUGACGUGUGAAGCCAUAAUAUAUUAAGAUGACAGGGUACAGGCCCAGAGGACAAUUGGGGGGG
This is a messenger RNA of Lingula anatina, 1962 nucleotides long. Its product is annotated as PDZ and LIM domain protein 3. Gene Ontology annotation, molecular function: muscle alpha-actinin binding; actin binding. Gene Ontology annotation, cellular component: stress fiber; filamentous actin; Z disc. Gene Ontology annotation, biological process: heart development; actin cytoskeleton organization; muscle structure development. NCBI's taxonomy places the organism in Eukaryota, Metazoa, Brachiopoda, Lingulata, Lingulida, Lingulidae. The record is from RefSeq and is a predicted model, not a curated record.